Messenger RNA from Drosophila obscura, 1016 nucleotides. It is a transcript of the gene asrij, whose product is annotated as OCIA domain-containing protein 1. The record is from RefSeq and is a predicted model, not a curated record. NCBI's taxonomy places the organism in Eukaryota, Metazoa, Arthropoda, Insecta, Diptera, Drosophilidae. The transcript is spliced from 3 exons. Gene Ontology annotation, cellular component: endosome. The coding region runs from base 146 to 928 and encodes 260 amino acids.
AAGAGAGAGAAAAAACGGCGCGAGCGCAUUUAGACAGGGUUGCUUCCGCUAGUGCCAGUGCUGUCAAGCUACCUUAGCCGGCCCGCUGCCAGUAUUCUGUACCAAUCGUUUAUAUUUCAUAAAUUCUCCAUCAAAUUGUGUCAUCAUGGAUUUGCCGUUGAAUGAUGGCCCCCGGCCGCCUCAGCAAGAAAAUCCACACCCACUGGCAGACUAUCAGUUCUCUGCGGAGGAGGUGAAGGCAUUACGUGAGUGCAACACUGAAUCUUUCCUCCAGCGGUCGCUGCCCUUCGGCACAGGUCUGGGCCUGUUGGCCUACUUUGGUGUGAAGAAUGGCUACCUGCAGGGCAAUGGAAAGUACGGAGCUGUGCCCAAAGUGGUCAUGGGCGUCAUCCUGGGUUACUUUGUGGGCAAGUUCAGCUACCAGCAGAAGUGCGCCGAAAAGAUAAUGCGGCUGCCAAACUCCCGCCUAGGCGAAGUCCUGCGGCAGCGCCGACAGGGUGGUGGUGUCAUUAGCACCAUCACGCCAGAUGAGAGCCUGAGCCGAGCGUUCACAUUGGCUCCCUUCUCGCCCAGCUCCGCGGAUGUGUACAGCGACGAGGGAAUGAAGCCUUCGCGCAACACUGCUCUGAACUUGGACACUGAAUCACGGCCCACUUUGGCUGGCUUAGAUGACAUAUACCGGCCCAGCCUGGACUCGUCUGGCCAAUUGAUGGACACUGAACUGCCUCUGGAGCCGGCCAAGCCGGGACAAAGCUACGAAGAUUUGCGCAAGAAGAAUCGCGAGGAGUACGCGAGUCGUCAGCAGAGUCCCUACUCAAAGCCCUACGAGCCUCCGGCGCCCCUUCAGCAGCGCCAUGUCGAGCCAGCACCGGAAGCAGCCACUGGAAGUCCGAAGAGGAAUAAAUAUGGCGACUCCUGGACAGAUUGAGCCACUCACCAUAUGCUAUUGUUACUGAUUACAGCCGUUUGUUUGGAUAUAAAAGUCAGGAAGUGUUUGAUUCCCUCAAACUUCUGAA